AUGCCGCAGUCGGAAGCUGGUCCUUCCGCCGUGGUCUAUGCCACCGCCACCGAUCCGAGUCAGAAGGUCAGGACACAACAGACCACCAAGGCCCAGCAGCAGGACAAGGCGGUCGACAAUCGAGCCAAAGCACAGCAGAACAAGGAGCGUGCUGCGCAAAAUCGAGCUCAGAAGGCGCACAAAGUCUCUUUCGCUGAAGACAGGGCUGUCGCGGCAUCAAACGCCGAUGGGGCUCAGCCUUCAAAGCCAACAAACACCACAUCAGCGUCGGACAACGCCGCAAAACAACCCAAGAAGCAGCCCAAGAAGGAUGCACCCAAAGCUCAGAUGCCUCGCCCAGGGCAGGCUCCGUCUUCGUUCAAGAGCAAGGUAGUGAUUCGUCGACUGCCACCAAAUUUGCCCGAGGAGAUCUUGUGGAAAGCUGUGUCUCCCUGGAUCCGCGAUGCAAAGGACUGCCAAGCGCUUGAUGCUAGUACAGCUGCUGAUACACCGGCUCAGGCGGGCUCAGAAACAACGUCACCAGCUCCACCAGCCUCUACAGCCGCCACAGUCGACUUCAAGAAGUUCGUCGCAGGCAAGCUCAAAACAGACGCCAACAAGCAGAGCAAACACGCUCGAGCAUACGUCCGGUUUCUCGACCCGCAGUCUCUCGUCCAGUUUCACAAGGCCUUUGACGGUCACAUUUUCCGUGACAGCAAAGGCAAAGAAUCCGUUGCCAUAGUCGAAUUUGCCCCUUACCAGAAAGUCGUCUUGCCCCCAGCGGCGUCCGUCCAACGUGGACGCAAGGCGAAACCCGACCCGAAGCAAGGCACGAUCGAAAAGGAUGCCGAUUACCAAUCCUUCCUUGAGAGGCUCGGCAACGCAGGCGAUGAUGUCAAGCGCUCCGAAGGCGACCUGUUAGCUUCGCUGCACGACCCCAAGGGCAAAGAGAAGGAGAAGGAAGCGAAGCUGGCAGCGGGCAAAGCAACUCCGCUCUUGCUACACCUGAGAGCGGUCAAGAUGGCAAAGCUCGAGUCGGCGGCUGCGAUCAAAAAGGCCAAGAAGAUGGAGAAGGCCAAAGCGAAGGCUGUUGCGGCAGGAAACACGAGCGGGGCGGCUGCUGGUUCAAGUGCUGCUGCGCGAGCAGAGGAAAAGGCAAAGGCGAAGAAGAACAAGAAGAAGGAAAAGGCAAAGGCAAAGGAGAAGGCCAGAGCUGCUCCUGGAGUCGGAGAUGGUGCCAAAGGCGAACAAGGAGGAGCGCAGGAGAAGCCGCUCAAGAAGGAUAAAAACAAGAAGCGCAAGGGCAAGGCCGCCGACGCUGCCGAUACACCACCAAAUGCAGCGCAAGGUUCAACGGCAAAACAGCCUUCGACAAGCAAGGUUUCUAAGAAACCCGACACGAAGCCCGGAGUUGUGGCUGCGGCUGCAGGUGCCCCCGGCAAGACAACCGACCCUCAAGGCGGCGGUGGAGGAGGAGAAUCUAAGGCGAAGGCAAAGAAUAAACCACCGCGAAAGAAUGGCGCGGCGAAGGAUAAAGAGAAAAGCGCUACUACAUCAAACACAGGUGCUCCUGCUCAGCCGGCCAAAGUGCAGAUUCUCAAGCGAGACUGA
Molecule: messenger RNA, 1590 nt
Organism: Pseudozyma hubeiensis SY62
Lineage: Eukaryota; Fungi; Basidiomycota; Ustilaginomycetes; Ustilaginales; Ustilaginaceae
Exons: 1
Coding region: 1-1590 (529 amino acids)
Biological process (GO): positive regulation of translation; nuclear-transcribed mRNA catabolic process, nonsense-mediated decay
Cellular component (GO): nucleolus; cytoplasm
Molecular function (GO): mRNA binding
Source: RefSeq, a predicted model, not a curated record